GUGCCGCCGCCGCCGCCGGGAGGAGGGAGGGAGGAUGAACUGGCUGUUCCCCCUCGCCAAGGGCGGCGGCUCGGCCCUCACCAGUCUCCAGCAGCAGAAGCAGCGGCAGAUCGAGUCCCUGCGCGGCGCCCACGCGUCCAUUGCAGAAAUCCAGAAAGAUGUGGAAUAUCGCCUGCCGUUCACUGUAAACAACUUGACAAUUAAUAUUAACAUCUUGCUUCCACCUCAGUUUCCUCAGGAAAAACCAGUCAUCAGUGUUUUCCCACCUGUGAGACAUCAUUUAAUGGACAAGCAGGGAGUAUAUGUGACCAGUCCACUAAUCAGUAAUUUUACAAUGCACUCAGAUCUUGGAAAAAUUAUUCAAAGUUUACUGGAUGAGUUUUGGAAGAAUCCUCCAGUUCUGGCUUCUAGCUCAACGUCAUUUCCAUACCUUUUCAACAAACCAUCUGGAAUGCCUCCUUAUGCUCCUCAGGGGUUUCCAUUUCUUCCUCUGUACCCACCUCAAGAACCAAACAGAACUAUGGCAGCCGUGCCUGUUGCUGAAUCAGUUUCUUCAAGCUACACUACAGACAAGCCCGCUGCUCCCUCUUACGGCUUGAUUGCUGAUCUGCCACUGCCCGUUCCGACAGCAGAAGCGGUGCUUCAGGUUGCUCAGAAUGGAUUUACUUACAAGAUGCCUGAUGUUCCUGAUACAUUUCCAGAACUCUCAGAAUUAAGUCUAUCACAGCUGACUGAUAUGAAUGAGCAAGAGGAAGUGUUACUGGAGCAGUUUGUGACUCUACCACAGCUGAAGCAAGUCAUUAGUGACAGAGACGAGCUAGUGAAAAGCAUCGAAGAGCUGGCAAAAAAAAACUUGUUGCUGGAGCCUAGUCUUGAGGCAAAAAGACAGACAGUGCUGGAUAAAUAUGAGCAACUCACACAGAUGAAAGCAGCCUUUGAAAAAAAGAUGCAAAGACAGCAUGAACUUAGUGAGAGUUGCAGUCCCAGUGCUCUGCAGGCCAGACUUAAAGUAGCUGCUCAUGAAGCUGAGGAGGAAUCUGAUACUAUUGCAGAAGAUUUCUUGGAAGGCAAAACAGAAAUAGAUGACUUCCUUAGCAGUUUCAUGGAAAAGCGAACGCUCUGCCACUGUAGACGAGCCAAAGAGGAAAAACUUCAACAGGCAAUAGCAAUGCACAGCCAAUUUCAUGCUCCGCUAUAGACUUCUGCAAACUACACCUGCCAAGAGAACGAGUGAAAAGCCCAAUAAAGCACACUUUUUAAUAACUAUUAUUUGCGAAUAAGCAUUUCAUCUUCUAUGGCUGUAUUUAUAGAAGAGAUUGUAUACAGAGUUGGGGUGGAUUUUGUACAAAUUAGAAUGUCUCUUUAUAUUCUCAUUGUACUCAAGAAUCCUUCUAUUGCAAUCUUUGCACUAAUUUCUUGUAUUUAUUGUUGAUAGUUCUUAUUAUAUUUAAGUUCCUGCUGCUAUACUCCAUUCUUCAGAGAUUAAAUAUCUAAACAUGUAAUUUUAACUAGCUUUUUACAUUUUUAUAAGAACAUAGUUCAUAUCUUUUGUAUUUUUAACUUAGAAACAUAGAUUUGGCUUGAUCUGUGGAAGAGUUUGAGAGAAGUGGUGACAGGAUUUUCGAAACUGACGUUCAUAAUCUGGGAUUGUCAGUGGAUUCACAAGCUGUCUUUUCUUGAAGCCAAAAUGUUUAAGAACAAGUUUUUUAAUUUUAAGUAAUAAUUCAAAACUAGGUAUAGCCUGUAUGUGUUUUGGAAAAGUAGACUUGGAUUAAGCAAAAGAUGUUUUGGAACAAAUUAUAUUGGAAUCGAAACAGAAUAAAUGAUCUCUGCCUAGGUUUGAUAUAUUGCUCAGUAGCACUGAUGCACUUGCUUUCAGGAGUGGCUUGGUACAUACCACUGUAAUUAAACACAAUUUUCAUCUAACAAUUUCAUUUUCAUAUUUGUUUUUACUUAAAAAUAAUCAGGUCACCUCCCAGUUUCUGUUUUAUACAAUAUGAGUAUGUUCAUCAUGUGAGGAACUCAAAAGCACUUUGAAAAAACUACUUCUGGCGUUCUUGGUGAAGUAGAAGGGGUUUUUUCCUAAUUUUAAGGAACAAAGAAACUAAUUUGGCUGGAAUCGCAUAGUGUGUUAUGUUAAGACCAGUGAUAGAAUUUGGAAGGGAGACUUAAUUCUGCCCUUCAAUCACUUUGGUGAGCUGACUUUUUUUAGGAUGGGGAUAUAUGUGGUGCAAAUGGAUAGGACCAAGUGCAGUAUUCUACAGGAGAACAACACAACAUGCACGUGUGUUCUCCCUUGCUCUUGCAAAAAGAUACGUUUUUUUUUUUAACCUCAUCGGUGCAUUAGGUUUUCAUGGAGGCAGUCAAGUUUCACAAUAACGGAAGGAAUUGUACAGUUCUGAGAGAUAAAUAAGAUAAAGCACUGAUUAAGUAAUGUGUCGGGAAUCCUGCUCCUUUCUUGUCAGGAAGCAGUCUGGAGAUAAACCUCUUAGCCAAGACGCUGCCUCUGUGUUCCCUAGAUGGGGUCACAGAACAUCACAGGUUCAAGUCUCAAACUCAAGCACGUCAGUCCAAGCGAGCGCUUUUCUGUAUCACUGAUCUUCAGUCAGUCCUAAACUCAGUGCUCCUCUGGCAAAAUGCAAUAAGGUAUUUCUUCCAAAUUGGAGAAAAGUGAGUAGAUUUGGAGUUAUGAAAAUCAUGUAAGUGCAAGAAGUCUGUUCCACAGGCUAGCAAAUUUUCAAAUGGGGCUUUAGUCUCAGCCCUGGCAUGCUUUACAGUAUGUGUUGUGUGUCUUAAGCUACGGCCUUUCAGGGUGAGUAAACUCUUCACUGGUAUUCGGUGGGAUUUUUCUUUGUAAAGCUGGUCCAAAUUCUGAGAUUAGAUGUCCCAAGAAAACAGAACUAUGGUCCAAAUCAAAGAAGAUACAUAGGUGCCUGAAAAAAUGAACAGGUUGUAAGUGCCCUGGUUAAGCAAUAAUUUUAGACUAUCUUCUUCCAAAAUAUCUUUCUACUGACUGUGCAUAACAUUGCUUCUAUAUAUUGACAUAGCACCUCUGCUAAUCAGCUAACUAAACCCUAAUUAAAAAUGAGAUCACAUAGGUUUCCAAGUGGUUCUGGACUUGGGUCUGAGAGUAGUGUGAUUUCUGCAGCUCUGGAGAAGAGUUAGAUUGAAGUCAUCAGUGUUACCUUCUUGGCAAACUCCAUCUAGUUUUGUGCUGAGUGUAGAAGUAGUUUUGGAUCUUUUUCUGAGUAUCUAGCUAACAAUCCUGAAGAUGAGACACACAAUUCUGUACAAGGCUGGUUUUUUGUUGUUUUUGUCCCUAUCAGCAGAGAAAGGAACACAUGACCAAACACCUUCCUCACCUGCCUCCUCCUGUUGAAUGUUAUGCGGUGUAUUAUGGUGCUCCACUGUGACUGAACCGUCCAGGUCACCUUCAGGGGAUUUGUUUCCCAAACUAGUACAAGUUCUCAACACUUCAGCUUUUCCUCUUUUGGUACGUUUCUGAGCAAACUUACAAAUUCAGGACCUCUCCAUGGAGUCCUUCUGAUGACAGUGGAGGAGAGUCUAGAAGAAAACAUCACUGUUCAAUGCAAGCUCUUGUACAGUGUUUCUUAUUCAGAGCUAUGAAAAUUUAAGGUCUUCUCGUUUCUUCCUUUCCAUUCUCUUUCUCUCAUCUUGUUCCUAUUCCUGUUCCACUGAUUUUUUUUAUUAUUUUUUUAUCCCCCCCGCCCCUCGAUUUUUUUUAGCCCCUUCUGCAGUCACAAACGCAUCCUCAAGAGAAGCAGCACAGAAGUCCCUGUGUUCAGCAAGGGCGUACUGGGUUAGCUACAGGGACCCUGUCACGUGCAGGAAUGGCCAGCCUGUUUCUGGCCUUUAAAGGCCAAGCCAACCUGCUGCUGGUUUGGCUUUUGGGUUGUUGGUUUGGUUUGUUUUUUUUUCUUUUAGUCCUACACUGGUUGUGCCAAUGGGAACAUUUUUCCUUACAGGUAAUCUUCAUGCUUGCACCAGAAGACUUAGUAGAACACUGGUAGUGCUCUACCAAAGUUUGGGUUUUUUGGCUUCUAGCAUGCUGGUAGUUCACCGUUAAGUGCAUUCCUUGCCUUAUUUUGCCAAAAUGUGGCAUGUAGGUGUAAAUCCAGCUUUAAACAAUUCCCUAUGAAGUGUAAGAGAAUGGCAGCUGCUGUUAGAUGCAUAUUCUAAAAUCUGUUGAAAUGAGUCAAGAGAAUUCUUAAGCAAUCUGAAACAACAGGCUACCUACAGUCAUCUGUUCCUGGAGGGCCUUGCGCUGUGUCAUGCUCGUGCUGCGGUGUGCCACCAAGUGGCAAAGUGAAAUAAAUGAGCAAGAAAUAGAAGAGUAAGGAGGCGGCUUGUCUCUGGUGUUGCAGUAGUUUUGGGGUGGGGUGAGAGUAUUGUAACUGCUAAUUGAGUCUGUGUUUUGCCUAAUUUUAAUAUCUGAUCUUACUACUAAAUGGUUUCUGUAGCUGAGUUUAGGGCUCUUGUUCCUCCCUGAGUCAGAUGACUGCUUAAAUCCAGAACUGAAUUCUCCAUACAGCAAUUGUAACUGAUGCGAUUGCAGACCAGAGAAAUUCUAAAAUGUAAGUCUGAAAUGUGAGUAGGUUGCAUUUGAGGUGAUCUCGUAUAUGGCUGGUGGUAAUGGUAAGUUCUGCUGGGGCUUAGAGAAGAAAGUUUUCCUGGAUUUCGCAGUGUAUUUGACAUGCUAACCUUUCUGGAAGAUGGAUUAUCAGGUACGCAGAGCUAUGCUAACCACCACCACAAGCAAGAGACUAUAAUAAAGUCAUUUCUGAGCAGUAUCUAAUGACCAACUCUAGUUCUGUUGUUUGCUCUGUACAUACUCCUGCAGCUUUGCCACUUUGGACCUGGACCAAAUGUGGAAGUUGGAAAUCUUUCAGUCCUGUUUCUGUCCAAGUUCUUCCUACUCCUUCCAAAGACUACGAUAUGUCUUUCUAAAAGAGAGAUUUAAGACCCUUCAGGUAAAGUUUAAGUUAGUAGGAAACAAAGUUAAGUCAGUUAUCACAGCCUUAUUGUAUACGCUAUUCUAAGCAGUAAAUGCUGUAAUGUGUUAAACUUACAAAUAAAGGCUUUGGGAUUUAUAGUGUA
This is a messenger RNA of Chroicocephalus ridibundus (black-headed gull), 5118 nucleotides long. RefSeq names its product VPS37A subunit of ESCRT-I (gene VPS37A). The record is from RefSeq and is a predicted model, not a curated record. Bases 35 to 1198 code for a protein of 387 amino acids. NCBI's taxonomy places the organism in Eukaryota, Metazoa, Chordata, Aves, Charadriiformes, Laridae. The transcript is spliced from 12 exons. Gene Ontology annotation, biological process: protein targeting to membrane; ubiquitin-dependent protein catabolic process via the multivesicular body sorting pathway; protein targeting to vacuole. Gene Ontology annotation, cellular component: ESCRT I complex.